Batrachochytrium dendrobatidis JAM81 is the source of this 1425-nucleotide messenger RNA. RefSeq lists its product as uncharacterized. The transcript has a single exon. The coding region runs from base 1 to 1242 and encodes 413 amino acids. NCBI's taxonomy places the organism in Eukaryota, Fungi, Chytridiomycota, Chytridiomycetes, Rhizophydiales. The record is from RefSeq and is a predicted model, not a curated record.
AUGAUUGGGAUCUUAAACUCAUGGAGAGCUAUUAGAACCAACAAUGCUGCCAUUAGUAUUGGUAAAUCCAGCCAGCUCAGCUAUAUAUCCGCUUUGCAGCUUUGCCGGGUUAACUGUGCAUCAUCACUGCAUUCAAUCCAUCAUUGGUCAUUUUCUUCUGUUCCUCGCUUGAUCUUUGCACCAACCAAAAUGGUUCAUCGAAAAAUGUCCAGUCAAACCGGAACAUCUCAGCGUAACUCGUCGGCUAGAGGACAAACACUCAUGUCUGAGCAAUUUGACUUUGUUGAUACUGUCGAGGAAUCUAUAAGCGAUCUUCCACCUCCACCUCCUGGAGUUUCUGUUGAAUUUCACAGUGAGCAUCACAAUCUAGCUGAACGCAUGCAUCACAAUGAUCAUCUUACCGAAGGUCUUGUCGCUCUUGCUAAAUGCGUUCAAACCCAGCAAGAUGCUGAUAUUUUUGCAACAUCUAUGCGCACAUGGAGACUUGCUCGUCAUGCUAUAUCUCUUUCUGACGGUGGUGAUAUUAUUCGUGCUAUGGAUUUAGCAGGAGCAAACAACACACUUCUUCGAAUGCUUUGCGAUCGUCGUAUAUACCGACUUGGUCCAUCUGAACAAGACAUGAUCAAGCUAAUGAAUAAUUUCCGAACUGCUUCCCUUGCACCGACAGCUCUAGAGAAUGAACAAACACAUCUUGAUCAGCUCGACUCGCUUUACAAGUCGUUUGCUGUAGUGCUCUAUCACGAAAUGCAUCCCACUUUGGAACACCAUUCUAUUUUAAUCACGGCAGGUGCUUAUGGAAAUACUGCCGAGGGUCUUCGUCGAUCUACUCUUACUUUUGGAGAUGUGAUUUCACUUGGCUGGGUACCUGAUGAGUCGGCUGUUUUUUCACUCGUUCAUGCCAACAUUCAGCAAGGAAAUGCUCAAGCUGCCUUGUCGAUCCUGCACUCACAUCAACGUAUUAACAAAUCGCUGGCUGACAUUUUUAAAAUUCGUGCAUAUUUGAGUCUGCAAGAUGCAGCGGGCAUGACUGCUGUAUUGGAACAAUUGGAAAAAACACCAUUGUCCAAAGCAGAUGUUGCUCAAUGUGGACAAAAGAGCGAUCUGUUUGGAUCUGAAUACUGGUUGCCUGUUCAUGAAACCUUUACACAAGUGUCUGCAUAUAUAAAUUCAAUCACUCCCGAGACUUUAGAGUCUCAGCAACUUAGAGAGAUUUUUGACAAGGUCGCUUCUGCUUACAGCUAGCGACAAAAAGCAUGAUAACGGAGAAAAGAUCAAAGAAAAUGAACCUUUUGUAUUUAUCUUGCAGACUGUCUAGUUGGAUUUGAACUAGAUAAUAGCCAAGUAUUCGCUGCGCUUUCUUGCUGGAAACAAUAUUUUCGAUUCUUCAAUAAACACAACGUCCAUCAUAUGAUGCAUACAAUUAAA